Manacus vitellinus (golden-collared manakin) is the source of this 1288-nucleotide messenger RNA. Its product is annotated as transcription factor E2F2. Bases 1 to 1239 code for a protein of 412 amino acids. The transcript is spliced from 6 exons. NCBI's taxonomy places the organism in Eukaryota, Metazoa, Chordata, Aves, Passeriformes, Pipridae. Gene Ontology annotation, biological process: regulation of transcription by RNA polymerase II. Gene Ontology annotation, molecular function: RNA polymerase II cis-regulatory region sequence-specific DNA binding; protein dimerization activity; DNA-binding transcription factor activity, RNA polymerase II-specific. The record is from RefSeq and is a predicted model, not a curated record. Gene Ontology annotation, cellular component: RNA polymerase II transcription regulator complex.
AUGCGGGCCCCGCAGCCGCGGCUCGCUGCUGCCGUCUCCAGGGCAGAGGGGGAAGAGCCCGGCACCUCCUCUGGUGUUCCCUUCGGGAAGAACUGGGAUCUCCUCUGCUUAGGGUCCCUGAUCCCUAAGCUGAAUAUCCAGAAGAUUCUCCAGAUCCUGAGGGGAGCAAGAGCCAAGAGGAAGCUGGACCUGGAGGGCCCCGAAUUUCGCACGCCCAAGGGGAAGGGCCGGACGCUGGCGCAGGUCCCCAGCCCCAGGACCCCCAAGUCUCCUGGGGAGAAGACCCGCUACGACACCUCCCUGGGGCUGCUCACCAAAAAAUUCAUCCGCCUGCUGAACGAGUCCCCCGACGGCGUCGUGGACCUGAACCGGGCGGCCGAGGUGCUGGAGGUCCAGAAGCGCCGCAUCUACGACAUCACCAACGUGCUGGAGGGCAUCCAGCUCAUCCGCAAGAAGUCCAAGAACCACAUCCAGUGGAUGGGGACGGGGAUCUUCGAGGACGCGGCGGUGACGGCGAGGCAGCAGGUGCUGCGGGGGGAGCUGGCUGAGCUGGCCAGGACGGAGAGGACGCUGGAGCAGCUCGUGCAGGACUGUGCCCUGCAGCUCCGGCAGCUGGUGGAAGAUGAGGCCAACCAGAGGCUGGCAUAUGUCACCUACCAGGACCUCCGUGCCAUCAGCAGCUUCCAGGAGCAGACAGUGAUCGCUGUGAAGGCUCCCCCAGAGACGCAGCUGGAGGUGCCAGACUUCAGCGAGGACAACUUCCAGCUCCACCUGAAGAGCACCAAUGGCCCCAUCGAGGUGUACCUCUGCCCGGAGGAGAUCACAGAGGAGAGCCCCACCAAGGACCACCCCGACCCCUACGCUGCCACCUCCCCACGGGACCACGCCAUCCCCCUCUCCCCGCCAAACAGCUCCAGACCAGUCCCACAGCUGCCCCACGCCACCCCCCAGGGCUGGGGGGGCACAGGAACCCCCUCCUCACCCUCAUCUCUGCCUCUCACCAUCCCGGGGGGGCCCAGCUCGCUGCUGGAGGUGGAGCCCGGGCUCCUGGGCUCUCCUGCCCACCUCCUGCAGCAGACAGAGGACCAACUGCCCUGCACCCCCUCCCAGCUGGACUUUGGACCCUUCAUUGCCUUCUCGCCCCCCCUGGAACAGGACGAUUAUCUCUGGGGGCUCGAGGGCGAGGGUGUCACUGACCUCUUUGAGGCCUAUGACCUGGGGGACCUGCUGAAGCCCUGAGUGUCCCCCCUGGGCUCCACUGCCUUUGUCCCCACUGGUCACUUGUGUC